AUGGCGACGCCCGCGGCGGUGCUCGCGGUCGUUCGCGCCGCGCGCCCGCGAUGCAGGACCCCCGCGGACGCGCUCGCGUUCGCGCUGCACGCCGCGUGCCUCGCGGAGGGAUGGAACGUCCUCGCGGUGGACUCGGGCGCGGGCGUCGACGCCGACGUCGUCGCGCGGGCCGCGGACGCGGACGCGGACGCGGACCCGACGCGCGGCUGGAACGCGCGCGAGGACGGGCAGUACGCGUUCCGAUACGAGCGCGCGAACGGCGACGGCCAAGGCGCGACGUUGAUCGCGCGCGUCCUCGAGGACGCGCUCGUCGCGACCCUGCGAGCGCCCACCGCCGACGACGACGUCGACGUCGGCAGCGCGACGUUCGCGCUCGGCGAGCACGUGGACGCGGCGAAGGUCAGCGCGGGGGACGUCCCCGGGGCGUUCCCGAAGCUCGACGCGACGCUCGAGAGGUUCCUCGAGGACGUCCUGAAGAAGGACAAGGACGACGACGGCGGAGGCGAGGGAGGAGGAGGAGGUGGAGGAGGAGGAGGAGGAGGAGGAGGCGACGGCGAUGGCGACGGCGGCGGAAGCGGCGGCCUCCUCCUUCGCGAGGGGUUCCACCCCCCGCCGUCCGGGCGCGUCCCCCCCGGGAUCCCCCCGCCCGGGGCGCGAUUCGACCCGUACGGCCCGCCGGGCAUGCCCGAGUUCGACCCCGGGAACUUCGGUCGCGACCCCGGGCAGUGGACCGGCCGCGGCGGCGAGUUCCGACCGGGCGUGCAUCCCGACGUCGGCUUCCCCCCCGGCGUCGGCAAUCCCGACGUGGACUUCGGCGGCGUCCCGAGCGGGUACCCGGACGACUACCCCAUCGGUCCUCAGGGGUUCACGCCGUUCGGACGCGGCGGCCCGUUCUCCAGAGGCGGGAGAGGACGCGGGCUGGGGCCUUUCGGCGGCGGGCGCGCGGGGCCGAAUUGGGGAUGGCCGCGAGGGCGGCCGAGAGGCGGGCCGCCGGGGACGGGGUACCCGGGGCACCACGGACCGGGCGGCGGGGACGGGUUCAACCCAGGCGGCGGGUUCAACCCGGACCUGCCGCCGCCGCCGAUGGGAUGA
Molecule: messenger RNA, 1092 nt
Organism: Micromonas pusilla CCMP1545
Lineage: Eukaryota; Viridiplantae; Chlorophyta; Mamiellophyceae; Mamiellales; Mamiellaceae
Exons: 1
Coding region: 1-1092 (363 amino acids)
Biological process (GO): proteasome-mediated ubiquitin-dependent protein catabolic process
Molecular function (GO): endopeptidase inhibitor activity; proteasome binding
Source: RefSeq, a predicted model, not a curated record